GAGACUUGCAACCAACCUAUUAAAGAAUCUCGCGAGAACCGCGUGGUACUUCGUGUGGAAUCUCGCGAGAGUUCGAUUGCAUUUGGAAAGGAAUCACCGAAAGAUGGCGGCUCCGCCUGAUGAGGGGAGUUUGGAGUCUCGCAUCAACAAAGCGACUAACCCUCUAAACAGAGAGACCGACUGGGACAGCAUUAAAGCUUUCUGUGAGCAGCUCAGCAAUGAACCUGAAGGUCCACAGCUGGCAACCAGGCUUUUGGCCCACAAGAUCCAGUCACCCCAGGAAUGGGAAGCCAUGCAGGCCCUCACGGUUCUGGAGACAUGUAUGAAGAACUGUGGGAAGAGGUUCCAUAAUGAAGUAGGGAAGUUCCGCUUUCUCAACGAACUCAUCAAGGUGGUUUCUCCCAAAUACCUGGGUUCUCGAGCUCCAGAACCCGUGAAGAAGAAAGUACUAGAAAUGAUGUACAGUUGGACCGUGGGGUUCCCUGAAGAGACCAAAAUAUCCGACGCCUAUCAGAUGCUGAAGAAACAAGGUAUUGUGAAACAGGACCCUGCUCUUCCCGAUGAUAAGCCCCUCCCUCCUCCACCUCCCAGACCCAAAAACGCCAUCUUUGAGGACGAAGAGAAGUCAAAGAUGCUGUCACGCUUGCUCAACAGCACUCACCCAGAAGACCUGAGAGCUGCAAACAAACUUAUUAAGGAAAUGGUUCAGGAGGAUCAAAAGCGCAUGGAGAAGGUGUCGAAGAGAGUAAACGCUAUUCAGGAAGUGAAGGAGAGUGUCAAACUGCUCACACAGCUACUAGCAGACUACAGCAAAGACACUAGCUCGAACGACAAUGAAGAGCUCAUCAAGGAUUUGUAUCAACGCUGUGAGAAAAUGAGGCCCACUCUGUUCAGACUGGCCAGUGAUACAGAAGACAAUGAUGAAGCUCUAGCGGAGAUCCUGCAGGCCAAUGACAGUUUGACACAGGUGAUUAACCUCUAUAGGCAGCUUGUGAAAGGAGAGGAGGUGAAUGGAGACAGCAGCACUAUGCCAACACUUCAGGGCAAAGGUACAGCCCUGUUGGACCUCACUGGACUGGACACAUCACCUUCAGCUCCUACUUUUCCAGAAUUCCCCUCUCAGCCCACACCAUCACAUGAGCUGGGCAUCAGCCUGCUGGAUGAUGAACUCAUGUCUUUGGGGCUAACUGACAACACUCCUAGUACUACUCUGGUUUCCUCCCAGUCUGGUGAUGCCUCCACAUGGAACUCAUUCCAGAUUUCAGAUACUGUAGACACACCCAUCCCUCCAGUACCAGCCGCUGUGCUGUUGCCAUCAGUUACUCCCACCCCAGCCACUGUUAGUGCCCCCACCACCACUGUCAAAGCCCUGGAUGAGCUGGACGUGCUGGGAAAGACCCUACUACAGCAGUCUCUGCCCCCUGAGAGCCUGCAGGUCAAAUGGGAUAAACUUCAGCCUCAGUCCAAGCCCACCCUGCGAGAUCUCCAGAGCAUGUCGAAUGUAAACCCUGUCGCAAACCCAAGUCCUGUCUUAGCAUUUUCUUCUGAGCCUGCUAAUCUCCUGAACUCACAGCACAGCAACGAGGCUCCUGCACUGAGCAUUGGCCCCGCUUCCACUCCUCAGGACGAGAUCUCUCUGGCCAAUGUCACUGUGCCCCUGGAAUCCAUUAAGCCUAGUAGCAUGUUGCCUGUGACGAUCUUCGACAAACACAGCUUGCGUGUCCUGUUGCACUUUGCGCGUGACAGUCCUCCGUCUCGGGCGGACGUUCUGGUGGUCAUCAUCUCCAUGCUGUCGUCCGCUCCCAUGCCAGUCACAAACAUCCGCUUCCAGGCUGCCGUUCCCAAGACCAUGAGGGUGAAACUGCAGCCGCCGUCCGGAACAGACCUGCCUGCCUUCAACCCCAUACUCCCGCCUGCCGCGAUUACACAAGUCUUGCUGCUGGCCAACCCUCAAAAGGAAAAGGUUCGGUUGCGAUACAAGCUGACAUUCGAUUUAGCCGAAGACUCCCAUGACGAAAGCGGAGAUAUUGAACAGUUCCCACCUCCAGAAUCCUGGGGGAACCUUUAGGUGGACACACUGACUUCCUGCUGCUUUAUCCCUCUGCUUCCUGUUGGUCUUGCCCAGUGGGAACGGUUCUUGCAAAUCCAUGGUUCGUUUCUGAUCCAAAGAAAAUUGAGCCCCUCCUCACUUUCCCGAAUAUUCGCUGUCGGUACGAAGUUACAGCAGUGUAAUACUCGUAACAGUUUAAAUUAAAAAAAAGCUAAAACAAAGGUAGUCAUUUGAAUAGAAGCAUGUCUGAAUGAGAACUGAGUGGUUGUGCUUAGGUGAAGUGAUGGAGGGUCUCAUUUUUUCCAACUGGAGUCAGACUUAAAGUCAAAAGGAUCUGCCUUGGAACCCUAUGCUGUCCUUUUCAUCUUGCUUUCCUUCUGUCUCAUUGUCUUUGAUUCAAACAGUUUUAAUCUUCACUUUAACCCUCAUCAUCUUCUGCUGCCUCUCUGGCUUUGUCCUGUUUUGUGAACCUGUUGACGCAAUAGCAACCUUCCCGAAAGCGGAGGUGCGUAUACGUGCUCGUCACUCAUAAAUACUCCAUCGUGCUUCGUGUAGUAGAGAGAACUGUGUGCACGUGAGCGUAUCUUAUGAUUCACGGAGCAGAUCUUUGUGAGCGUUUGAAUCAUGGAAGUGGGUUUUGUUUCUAAGCUGUGAUAUGUCUUGUUGAUCUAUGAUGGAAGUCCAAUCUCUCCCUCCUCGCCUUUGGUCUGAUCUGAUGAGCACAGAGUCUGACGAGUACCCUUUGUGACAACUAGAGUUAAGAUGAGCGCUAUAUUUGAUUUCUCUCGAAAUAUCGAGGUUGAUUCUGGUCAUUUACAUUUUUUUUUUUUUUUUUUUUUUAACCAAAGUUGCUGAUUGAUUGGUCAGAUUGCCUGUAUAACGUUUUGAUGACUGUCCAAAAUUGAUAGGAAGAGGAAAUAUUUGCACAUUUUUAACCCAUUGAGCGGCAGUUUUGGGACGGUCAGUAAUCUUUUACGCUAAACCAUGUCAGGAAUUCGAGUUUGUAAUUUAAAGCCCCAAAUCUGGAUCAUCUAGUUCAAUUCUCAGGAGGGACCAUUUGUGGGUGAAGAGUUUGUAGUAACGUUAACUUGAUCAACACAAGUGUCUCGGUUUGGAUACAUGACAGAUAAGGCAUUGGGGUUACGAUAAAACAGGCAACUUUGGUAAAAGUUCCUCUCAUUAAUAGAGUGUAAAGGUUGGCAUUUUAAAUUCACAAGCAAAAGCCACCUAAAUGUUUAUUGCUAGAAUUCAAAGACUACCCUCUUGCUUCCACUUUCAUUCAUAAGUUUAUCCAUUUUACUUCUCAAAACGGGGAAAUGUAGGAAAUCAUUUUGAGGUUAUCAUACACUACAGAUGCAGUUACGGCCUAUAAAGGUUAAAGAAAAAGAAUCCCUCCUUGACGAACGAGUUCUCUAACCUGUUGUUUUGCCCUUUUCAGACCGAAUUCAUCUCGACAUUAACGCUGACGUGUUGUUUAAAUUGACCGUAUGUGCCUAAUCUGAUGUUUUACAUUCAUCCUGUACUUCUCCUUUUUCUUGAAUGCUGAUCUGUACAUACAUAUACUUGCAUUUCUGUUUGUGUUUGUUUGGGUUCAGGAAUUUUGCAGUAGCUAUUAACACUGUUUUACAUAGGCUUUUCUAUUGUUUUUUUUUCUCCCCCCUUUUCCCAUUUAUUUUAUUUUUGAUGAAAUGAUUUGAAAUGUUGGUUCAGUUUUACAUGGCAAUGAUACAACCAUUUAUUUAUUUUGUCUUUGUAACUUCUAAGUGAAAUAUUCCAACCUAAAACAGUGUUUUCCCCCAAAAUACAGCACAUCGAGUUACGAAGUAAUCGUGCCUCUGAUAAGAUGAAAUGACAGGAAUCAUAUAUAUAAAAAUGAAAAAAAAAAGAA
Molecule: messenger RNA, 3938 nt
Organism: Hemibagrus wyckioides
Lineage: Eukaryota; Metazoa; Chordata; Actinopteri; Siluriformes; Bagridae
Gene: gga1
Product: golgi-associated, gamma adaptin ear containing, ARF binding protein 1
Exons: 17
Coding region: 104-2068 (654 amino acids)
Biological process (GO): intracellular protein transport; vesicle-mediated transport
Cellular component (GO): trans-Golgi network
Molecular function (GO): ubiquitin binding; small GTPase binding; phosphatidylinositol binding
Source: RefSeq, a predicted model, not a curated record